CAAAGGCUCUCCAUUCCAUUGCAAACAGAAGCAGCGCUAGGCUCUCGGAACACUCUUUCAGGGUUUCAAAGACUGAAGGAUGGCAGAUGUGAAGGAGGAUGAGGACUAUGAGGUAGUAUUCUUUAGGCGCACUGAAAAAGAAGAAGAAGAAGAAGAAAAACAAGAAUCCUUCGAGAGUUACCAAUACCGCCUCCAGAGUAAAAGACACAGGAACAUGAUGGAAUCACUUUCUUUCAAAAACCUUUCCAGGGAAGAAGACGAAGAGGACGAAACAAACCCAAGCCCAAGCAAGAGUGCCAAGACCCUAGCACCAACCUCUCCCCUGAACAACCUCCCAUCCUUUGAAAACAUGGAAUGCUCACCAGUGGUUGUACCCUGUUUUCGUAGAAUUGAAAUCAUAGGUACCAAAGAGGAACCCACAGGUACCAGAGAGAUAUCUGACUUAUGGUUCCCAGCGAGUGCGGUUGAUGAGAAAGACCUAAAUCGAUUUUCUAGCUAUGCACAGACGGUGAUAAAGCGCUACAACAAAGUGAAGAAAACAGAUUUUGAGUUUGUGAGAUUGGUGAAGAUGAGGUGGACAUUGGGCCAUUUUUAUCUUCGCUUCAAGGCCAAGCCCAGCGGUGCAGGACCAGGUGCCACCUUGAAAACCUUUGAAGGAGAUGUGCGCUGUAAUUGGUGCCUUGUAAAUGAAGAAGAUGGGAGGCCCUUGAGUUGUCGUCUAAUAGGCCGCAAAUAUGACGAUUAUUUGUAUGUAAGACCGCCACCUUGGUACCACUAAACAAUACAUGCAUGAUACGUACCUCCCCAACUCCAAGCAAAUUUGUCUUGCAAUAUUCACCUCUUAUUGGCUGCAUAUGUGAAGCUGUAAUUCAGUCAACAGUACGAGUCCAUGCAUCAACAUUGUAAUUAUUCAGCUGUCUGGUUCCUUAUCAGCUCUAGGUGUGUGGUGGCUAGGGAUCAUCUUAGUGAUGUCGUUAAGAGUGUGGGGUUCUCCUCAUGAGCUCUGCUGCUUCUCUCUCCAAGCCAAAUCAUCUGCACUCCUCUGGGCAGUUAGAUUAGCUGCUCAAGAGAAUUGGCAUCAAGUUGUGUUUGAAGGUGUCACUAAAGCCUCUGUUUUUGACUCCCUUGGCUCCUUGGAUUUCUUCCGUGAUUGGUCUAUUAAUUAGCACCUCCAUUAGUAACAUUCGUUGUUUAGCUGUUUCUUUUGCUGCCUUUAAGUUUAGUUGGGUCCAGAGAAACUGCAAUUCUGCAGCCCAUGUAGCUGCUAGACUUGCUUUUGAGCUCUUGUGAUUCUGCUUCAAUAAAGGCAACCUCCCAAGUUCCACCUCAUAUUGAGUCUGCUUGUAAGGUGGAUUACCUAGCUUAUUAUUCCUUUUAUGUUUUAAUGUUAUUGAAGUUUAGCAGGAAAAAUAAAAAACAGUACAAGUCUAUGCCUUGUAGACAUAUUUUUGAC
Molecule: messenger RNA, 1453 nt
Organism: Quercus lobata
Lineage: Eukaryota; Viridiplantae; Streptophyta; Magnoliopsida; Fagales; Fagaceae
Exons: 5
Coding region: 80-778 (232 amino acids)
Source: RefSeq, a predicted model, not a curated record